Messenger RNA from Glarea lozoyensis ATCC 20868, 273 nucleotides. RefSeq lists its product as uncharacterized. The transcript has a single exon. NCBI's taxonomy places the organism in Eukaryota, Fungi, Ascomycota, Leotiomycetes, Helotiales, Helotiaceae. The coding region runs from base 1 to 273 and encodes 90 amino acids. The record is from RefSeq and is a predicted model, not a curated record.
AUGCAACCAAGACUGGUAGAACGACAUGUUCGUGAUGGACUCGAAGUCGAGCUCGAGCUCGGACGGUUUGACGAUGCAGCCGACAGUAGUGUUGAUUUACUGACUUGGCAAGCCGUUCGGCCUUGGAAGCACAAAAUCCCGCGUGACGACAACAAAUGUCCUGAAUACCUUUCGUCUCAGUUCGAGUCUUUUGAGGAUAUACUUCGAGUUGACCCUUUGCAGUCCGCAUGGAAGCUUGCCCGUCCACCGUCCCUCUACGCCCGAUCCACUUGA